UCUCAUGUGAUGGCUCUUGCCAAUGACGUGCCAGCCAUAUGGGCCUGGCAUCAGAGCUGGUAUGUAACCCACCCAGUCCUGCCUCUGAGGUGCCACACGGUUCCCUCCACGCGUUUGGGCUGGGGAUAGCAGCAGUAAGCAGACAGACAGACAGACAGAGCAGAGGAGAGAGAGAGGUGUGAGAGCAGAACACAGCUUCUCGCCUGCACAAGCAUCCGUGCAGGGUGUGUGGAUGUGAUGCCCACCCGGAGAGAGAUGGUGUAAACAAACCCGCUUUGCCCCGUCACUGAGCUCCACCACGGAGGUUGCAUGCAAUGAUGUUGAGCCGUCUGUUCAGCGAGGUGCUGCCGGAUGUGCAGAGGCUCGCGGCUGACUGGGUGGAGGACAAUGAAAACGAAGACUGCAAGGCCAAGGACGACGAGCACGAGCCCUGUCACCUCGAGGAGGACGAGCUGGACGAGCCACAGGAAGGAAGCAGUCGAGCUGAGUCUGAGAUGGCAGGCGACGACGACGACGACGACGACGAGGAUGAUGAGGCCGAGGAAGAUGAGUGUGGAGACGAGAACAGUGGAGACAAACCCAAAAAGCGCGGCCCAAAGAAACGCAAGAUGACGGCAGCGCGCGUAGAGCGCUCCAAGGUGCGUCGAAUGAAGGCAAACGCGCGGGAGCGCACGCGGAUGCACUCCUUGAAUUCUGCGCUGGACAAUCUGCGCAAAGUGGUGCCAUGCUACUCCAAAACCCAAAAACUCUCCAAGAUAGAGACUCUGAGGCUGGCCAAGAAUUAUAUAUUAGCCCUCGGAGAGAUUUUACGCAACGGGAAACGUCCAGAUGUUGUGACCUACGUGCAGAUGUUGUGUAAAGGCCUGUCCCAGCCCACGACCAACCUGGUGGCAGGAUGCCUGCAGCUCAACACGAGAAACUUCCUGACUGAACAGUGUUCAGACGGAGGCCGCUUCCAUAUGCCCAGCUCUCCUUUCUCCGUCCAUGCCUACUCCUACCGCUGUUCUCGCCUCUCCAGUCCGCAUUACCAGCCUGGAGCCGGUGCGCUCAACUUGCGUGGCCAUGCCUACGGUUCUGGUUACGAGGCCGUUUACCCGCCCGGCGGAGCGUCCCCUGAUUACAGCAGCCCGGACUACGAAGGCCAGCACAGCCCGCCCGUUUGCCUAUCCGGGAGACAGCAGGAGUCCUCUGAGACAGACAGGAACUAUCACUACUCUAUGCAUUACUCCGGACUGAGCACGUCUCGGGCCAGCCACAGCCUAACGCUUGGGGCCUCGGGAGCGCGCAGCGGUGGUGCACACUCGGAAAACAUUCCACCUUUCCACGACGUGCACUUGCACCAUGAUAGGGCUCCUCCGUAUGAGGACCUCAAUGCUUUUUUCCACAACUGAGCCCUUGUAAUGGUUAAUCAGGCUUACUGACCUUAAUGACAAUCCUAUGAUGUGUAAUAUUGUUUGGGAAACAAGAGGAACCUCUUAAAGGACGAAACAUGAAAGUGGCAGAAACAGUCCUCUGAUUACCUUAUGUAUUCUACUGAUGUCAUCCCUAUACUGCUGUACAUCCUAUCAAAGUGUGUCCAGUAAUACCCUGUAUGCAGAAUGAGUGCAAUUGACAUAAACCGUGUACAGGCCUAUGAGAAACAUGUUAAGACUUAAACAACAGAAAUAAAAAAAAAGUUUUAUAA
This is a messenger RNA of Monopterus albus (swamp eel), 1684 nucleotides long. RefSeq names its product neurogenic differentiation factor 2-like. Gene Ontology annotation, cellular component: nucleus. Gene Ontology annotation, molecular function: DNA-binding transcription factor activity, RNA polymerase II-specific; E-box binding; protein dimerization activity. Bases 315 to 1391 code for a protein of 358 amino acids. Gene Ontology annotation, biological process: axon development; positive regulation of transcription by RNA polymerase II; sensory organ development. NCBI's taxonomy places the organism in Eukaryota, Metazoa, Chordata, Actinopteri, Synbranchiformes, Synbranchidae. The transcript has 2 exons. The record is from RefSeq and is a predicted model, not a curated record.